This is a messenger RNA of Uranotaenia lowii, 5620 nucleotides long. RefSeq lists its product as uncharacterized. Gene Ontology annotation, molecular function: peptide binding; zinc ion binding; metalloaminopeptidase activity. The record is from RefSeq and is a predicted model, not a curated record. Lineage: Eukaryota; Metazoa; Arthropoda; Insecta; Diptera; Culicidae. Gene Ontology annotation, cellular component: cytoplasm. Gene Ontology annotation, biological process: proteolysis; peptide catabolic process.
GAGUGAUUCGAUCAGUAUCGAAUUGUCUUUCGGGGUGGGCACUAGGUAUGCCCCUGCCCAGUGCUUUAAGUUAUUUUAAUUCUAAAGUCUUAUAACGUCACUAUCGUGGAUUUGACAGAAAAAAAAAAUCAGAAUGCGAGCAGUCAUUUCUUAUCUCAUUGUACUGAUCACGAUAGCUACGACUAUUGGGAAUCCAGUAAUUCCUUCACAUGACCCUCCGAUUGAUCUGUUUGGACCAAGGUCGUUAGAAAUCGUUGCGACAGCAGCACCGGAAGACUAUAGGCUGAAUGAUGAUGUGCUUCCAUCUCACUAUGACAUCGAGCUGACGCCGUAUUUUCAAGAUGAAGGAGAUCAUAAAGCUUUCACAUUCGACGGAACGGUUGUGAUUACUAUCAGGCCAACGAAAGCAGGAGUUAACAGUAUUAAACUGCAGAAAAGAUACAUCGACAUCAACAGCUGGACAUUGAUCAGAGCCAGCGACAGCUUACCGAUAUCAAUCGGAAGAGAAAGCUUCGAUGAAGAAACGGAUAUGUUAACUAUUCCUGUCAAUACGGCUCUUUCACUGGGGACAGACUACCAGCUUAUUUUUAAUUAUGUCGGAAUUUUGGACGAUGACAUGGCUGGCUUCUACAGAAGCUACUACUGGGAAAAGGGCCAGAAAGUUUGGAUGGCUUCGACACAGUUCCAGACCACAAGUGCUCGUCGGGCCUUUCCUUGUUUCGAUGAACCAAGUUAUAAAGCGACUUUCCAGGUGAAAAUCAACCGACCUGCCAAUUACGUAGCUUUCUCCAACACUGCCAUCAGCCAAACCACAAAUUUACUAAGUGGUCGUCAGCAGGAUGAGUUCCUUAAAACUCCCCUUAUGUCAACCUAUCUCAUCGCCUUCAUUGUUGCCGACUAUCGAGUAAAUGAGAAAGACGGCAUGGGGAUCCUCGCAAGACCUGAAGCAAUCAACCAAACGGACUACAGUUUGAACGUCGGAAUCGACAUUCUGAAAGAGCUGGAUGAUUUUGUUGAUUACCCGUUUACUUCCGUCCCUGAAAUGACAAGAAUGUAUAUGGCAGCUGUUCCGGACUUUUCAGCCGGUGCAAUGGAGAAUUGGGGUCUAUUGACCUAUCGUGAAACCAACAUUCUGUAUCGGAGUGACGACUCGACUAGUCUUCAGCAGCAACGUAUUGCUGCUGUUAUUGCUCACGAAAUAGCCCAUCAAUGGUUUGGAGAUUUGGUAACCUGCGCUUGGUGGGAUGUGACAUGGUUGAACGAAGGUUUUGCCAGAUACUUCCAAUACUUUGGAACAGCUAUGGUAGAAAAAGAAUGGAAUCUUGAGGAGCAAUUCGUGGUAGAACAAUUACAAGGUGUGAUGCAGAUGGAUAGCUUGGAAUCCACUCAUCCGAUGACUCACUACGUCUACACACGAUCACAGAUCAGCAACAUUUUUGACAGCAUCUCUUAUAAUAAGGGAGCCGUCACAUUGCGAAUGGUAGAACACAUUCUAUCUUCAAAUACCUUUAAAAAUGCACUUCGAGCAUACAUCAAGAAACAAGCUUACAAGAGUAGCAGACCAGAGGACUUGUUUGACUCCUUGGUUGAAUUCGGAGGUCAAUCAAUCCGAACAUUCAUGGAACCUUGGACUGUCCAAGCAGGAUACCCACUGGUAACAGUAAUCGGAAGUGCUGAUGGAUACUCUCUUGUCCAAAGAAGGUUUUUGUUGAAUAACAUGGAUCACGAUGAUAAAACCUGGUGGCCUCUUCCAAUCACCUAUUCCACGAAACCUGCAGACUUUGCCAACACCAAACCUGAAAUUAUUUCUGCCGCAACCCACAAGAUUACCGUACAAAACCCAGAACAGUUACCUUAUUUCAUUUUGAACAACCAACAGGUUGGAUACUAUCGUGUAAACUACGACAGUGCCAAUUGGGACAAAAUCAGUAAAGCGCUUCGUUCAGAAAAUUUCGGUGGAAUUCAUGUACUGAACCGAGCUCAAAUUGUCGAUGAUCUUUUCAAUUUGGCUAGAGCUGGAGAAGUAGAGUACAAAACAGCACUCAAUAUACUCGAUUAUUUGCGCGAUGAAACCGAAUACGCACCUUGGUUGGCUGCAAUCAAUGGCCUUACUACUCUUUCACGAAGAAUUCAUUCCGACGACGACGAAAUCUUUGCGAAAUAUAUUGUUCAACUGUUCAGUAAAGCAUACGAUACCGUCAAGUUCCAAGCACCAGCUGAAAAUGAGAAGCGCGUUCUAACUUACAUGCGCAUCAAUGUCCUCCAGUGGGCUUGCAAUUAUGGACAUGAAGCUUGUAAAAAGGCUGCCGUCGAAGAGUUCACUCGGUUCUUCGCUAACCCUUCUGUGAAAGUUCAUCCAGAUCUCCGACAGGUCGUAUACUGUGAGGGAAUCCGUCAGGGUACAGAGGAGCACUUCGAUUUCCUUUGGAACCAAUAUCUAACAACUAACAUGGCCACCGAACAGAUUCUGGUCCUUCAGGGAUUGGGAUGCGCCAGUGAUAGAGAGCUUAUCUUUAAAAUGAUGGAUGCCAUUUCUUCGGACAGUAUCAGGCCGCAGGAUAAAAGUGCUGGCUUCACUUAUCUUCUUAACAACCCAUACACUCUGAAUUAUCUUUCGGAAUAUCUGCGAAGUUAUUAUGAAAGAUGGCGAUUGGCCCAUGGUUCGUACCUAUCUGUGGCCAGCGCUUUCAAUAGUAUCUUGGCUCGGGCCAAGACUGACGAACAGAUGUGGCGAAUUAGAUCGUUCGUCGCACGCAACGAGGAAGUAUUUGGUGCUGACGCCUUCAAUUCUGUCAACCGAGGAGUGGAGGACUACAUGGCCAAUAGAAAUUUCACCGAAAAACAUCGAGCUGCUAUCAAGGGAUUCCUGGAUGAAAAAGUAGGCUCUGGGGCAGCAAUGACCACUUUAAGUUUAUCCGUAUUUGUGACAGUUGUGCUGGCGUUCUUUCGAAUGCUCCAUAUAACUGAUUAUCUGAUUUUAUUGAUGGUUUUGGCUACGGCCAAAACAAAUCCGGUGAUUCCCGGCCAUGCACCACACGCACUAGAAAGUGGUGUAACAGCUGCACCGGAAGACUUUAGGUUGAAUGACGAUGUGCUGCCAUCUCACUAUGAUCUUGAGGUAACGCCAUAUUUCCAAGAUGAAGGAGACAAAAAAGCUUUCACAUUCGAUGGAACAGUAGUAAUUACCAUCAGGCCAACGAAAGCUGGAGUGAACAAAAUAAAACUUCACAAACGAGACAUCGACAUCAACAGCUGGACAUUGAUCAGAGCCAGUGACGGCUUUCCGAUUUCAGCUGGAGAGGGAAGCUUCGAUGGAGUAACAGAAAUACUUACAAUUCCCAUCAAUUCGGCGUUGACACUAGAAAUCGACUACAAGCUAACAUUUAACUAUGUCGGCUAUUUAAAAGACGAUAUGUCUGGGUUCUAUCGGAGUUUUUACUGGGAAAACGGUGCAAAGGUCUGGAUGGCGUCAACUCAAUUUCAAAUGACGGACGCAAGGAAAGCUUUUCCCUGUUUUGAUGAGCCAAGCUUUAAAGCGACCUUUCAGGUGAAAGUAAAUCGGCCAUCCGAAUAUAAGGCUUUUUCUAAUACUCCAAUUUUGGGAAGCAUCAACUUAUCAAGCGACCGCGUUCAGGAUGUUUUUAAUAGAACUCCACCAAUGUCAACGUAUCUGCUGGCUUUCCUCGUAGCCGACUACCAUGUGAAUGAGAGAGACGGAAUGGGAAUUUUGGCGAGACCGGAAGCAAUGAACCAAACUGACUACAGUUUAAAUUUUGGAAUUUAUAUUCUUAAAACGCUAGAUGAAUAUUUCGAUUAUCCAUACAACGCUGUACUCGAAAUGACCAGAAUGUACAUGGCAGUAGUUCCGGAUUUGCUGCCAGCUGGUAUGGAAAACUGGGGCCUGGUGACUUACCGCGACGUAAAUCUUUUGUAUAGCCGCGAUGAUACGUCAAGCCUUCAACAGCAACGCAUUGCUACCGUGAUCACUCACGAGAUCGUUCAUCAGUGGUUUGGAAAUUUAGUAACCUGUGCUUGGUGGGAUGUGGCAUGGUUGAAUGAAUCAAUUACGAGGUACCUUCAAUACUUCGGAACAGCUAUGGUCGAGAAAGACUGGGGUCUUGAAGAGCAAUUCGUAGUUGAACAAUUGCAAGUAGUGAUGCAGAUGGAUAGCUUGGAAUCCUCUCAUCCGAUGACUCACUACGUCUACACACCAUCACAGAUAUUAGGUAUUUUUGAUAACAUCUCUUACAAUAAGGGAGCUGUAACGGUGCGAAUGAUUGAACACAUACUUUCUGCCAAUACUUUGAGAAAUGCGAUACGGGCUUACCUUAAGAAACAUGCCUUCAAAAGUAGCAGACCAGAGGACCUGUUUGAUUCGUUGGUUGAUUUUGGAGGACAGUCUAUUCGAGCGUUCUUUGAACCUUGGACUAUACAAACUGGCUAUCCUCUGGUAACAGUUAGUGCGAGUUCUGACGGUUAUUCACUUGUCCAGAAAAGAUUUUUAAUGAGUAGUGAGGACCAUGACGACAAAACCUUAUGGCCAAUUCCAAUCACUUACUCCACGAAACCUGCGGACUUCGCACACACUUUGCCAGCCAUCAUGUUUAGUGAAAACUACAAAAUUUCGGUUUCGAACCCAGAACAGCUCCCAUACUUCAUUCUCAAUAAUCAGCAGGUUGGAUACUAUCGUGUCAACUACGACAAUGAUAACUGGGCUAAAAUCAGUGCAGCACUCCAUACGGAAAACUUCGGAGGAAUUCAUGUGCUCAAUCGACGUUUGUGCUCACUUUUAUGUUUCAUUUAUAAAUUUUGAAUAACAUUAAUGAGAUACAUGGUUCAACUGCUGAAUAAAGCCUACAACACGCUCAAGUUCGAAGCUCCAGCAGUAAAUGAGAAACGCACAUUGUCAUAUUUGCGCAUCAAUUUCCUCCAGUGGGCUUGCAACUUCGGUCACGAAGCAUGCAGAAAGACAGCCACCGAUGAAUUCGCUAGGUUCUUCGAUAAUCCUUUGGUGAAGGUGCACCCAGACCUUCGACAAGUCGUAUACUGCGAGGGAAUACGACAGGGUAUGGAAGAGCAGUUCGACUUCCUAUGGCAGCACUAUUUGACCACCAACGUGGCUACGGAACAACUUCUCGUGCUGCAAGGACUGGCAUGCGCCAGCGAAAGAGAACUGGUUUAUAAAAUGAUGGAUGCGAUUUCUUCGGAAAGCGUAAGAUCGCACGAUAAAAAUGGAGCUUUCAUAAAUCUGUGCAAUAAUCAAAACACUCUGGAUUUCUUGUCCGAAUAUCUGCGAGAGAAUUAUGAACGAUGGCGGAAGGCUUUCGGUUCUUACCUGUCGGUGGCCAGCGCUUUCAACGAAAUUUUAACCCGAGCCAAAACUGACGAUCAGAUGUGGUCAAUUAAAUCGUUCGCCGAACGAAACGAGCGAAUUUUUGGUCCUGAUGCCUAUGGAUCAAUUAUGCGUGGUGUGGAAGAGUUUAUUGCUAACAGAAAUUUCACAGCUAAACACCGACCCGCUAUCAAAGCAUUUCUUGAAGAGAAGGUUGGAGCAACCGCAACAAUUUCCACGCUUAGCUUAUCUGUUCUGGUAACGGCAAUAAUAGUGCGUUUCCUUUAA